AUGCAAUUCAAUUCAACAGAACACCAGCACGUUCGCUACAAUCCUCUAAAAGACCAGUGGGUUUUGGUCUCACCUCAUCGCUGCAAAAGACCUUGGAGCGGGCAGACGGAACCAGAAUUAGAAGAACCCUCGGAUGAAAACAAUCCAUUGAAAGCUGGUGCAAUCAGGGCCAAUGGACAGAAGAAUCCACACUACACGUCCACGUAUGUGUUCCCCAAUGACUUCCCAGCCCUUCUGGAGCGUGUCCCAGAGCCGCCGCCGUCUGAACACCCUCUGUUCCAGAUGUCCCAGGCGAAGGGAACUUGCAGGGUGAUGUGUUUUCAUCCGGACUCCAAAAUGACCAUAUCGCUGAUGAAGGUUGAAGAAAUAUUGUCUGUCAUCGAAGAAUGGGUACGACAAGCCCAGGAGUUGGGAAGACGUUAUACUUGGGUCCAGAUUUUUGAGAAUAAAGGCUCUGUCAUGGGCUGCUCGAACCCUCAUCCACACUGUCAGAUAUGGGCGUCAAGUUAUUUACCCGACGAGGGUAAAAUUAAGGACAGAUGUCAGAAAGAGUACUACAUUAAAAAUUCUAAACCAAUGUUGAUGGAAUAUUUGGAGCAAGAGUUGAUAAGGAAGGAACGUAUAGUUCUUGAGAACCAGUCUUGGGUGACCCUUGUCCCGUAUUGGGCUGUAUGGCCGUACGAGACCUUAUUGUUACCGAAGCAGCACGUCCAAAGGAUCACCGAUUUGGACGAAGUUCAGAAGAAGGACCUGGCUAUCAUGAUGAAGGAAUUGAACACCAAAUACGACAACUUAUUCCAAUGCAACUUCCCAUAUAGUAUGGGGUGGCAUGGAGCACCCACGGGUCCGUCAGCUAAACCCGGGGAUUCCCCGCAUUGGGUAUUCCACGGCAUCUAUCUCCCGCCACUCCUGAGAUCGGCGAGUGUCAAAAAAUUCAUGGUGGGCUACGAACUGCUCGCACAACCACAGAGAGACCUAACACCCGAACAGGCCGCGGAGAAACUACGAGAAUGUAGUCUAGUACCGAUAGGUAUAUCAAUAAAAGUGUGUUACGAAUGUGCAGCAUUAAUGAAGAAAGUGUAUACAUUUAGAGAACAAAUUAUUAAAUCAUUCGACAUACUCAGCGCAUAUUCUAAAAAGCACACGAUCCUCAAUUCACCAAAAGACUUAACAUGUAACUCAAUACAAAGACUAUCUCAUCACUCGGUGAACACGAGUCACUUGGCCGAUGAUGUGGAAGUAGAUAUUGUGAAGACUGAAGAUAUAUUCUGUGGAUUUGCUCAAUUAGAGGAACAGGAAUUGAAAUCGGAAAUAGGUGAUAUAUUCGUUCAAGAAGAUAACUUCGACGGAGUGACGUCAGAUGAUGACGUCAUGCUAUCGUCUCUCAAGAAGAAGAAAGUAAAGGAAAAGCACACAAUCCUCAAUUCACCAAAAGACCUAACAUGUAACUCAAUACAAAGACUAUCUCAUCACUUGGUGAACACAAGUCACUUGGCCGAUGAUGUGGAAGUAGAUAUUGUGAAGACUGAAGAUAUAUUCGGUGGAUUUGACAAAACAGGUAUUGCUGACAUUUUCGUUCAAGAGGAUGCGUUUGAUAGAGUGACUUCAGAUAAUGAUAAUAUGUAUUCAAGCAAGAAAACGAAGAAAAAAAAGAAAAAAGAUAAAGAAAAGAAACAGGAAAAAACGCCACGAAAGCUCAAAAAUCUGCCGUCCUUCGUGGAGUUGUAUAGUAUGAGCGAGACGGAGAUGUGGAGUGUGAGGGAGACAGAUAUAGCGAGUGAAGAGUUCAGCAGAUUGAGGUACAAGUGUGAGACUUGUGUGAUAGCGUUUAAUACCAAGAGAUUGAUGGAGAUGCACCAGAGAGGGAAACACGUGGCGAAGAGUGAGUCAGCCCAGCAAUGCGACGUCUGCACAGCUUACUAUCUGACCGCUGAGAACCUCUCCGCUCAUAGGAGGCUACAUUUGAACGCAUACAGAUGUACUGAAUGCGGUCUUGUAUCGUGUGUGAAGCGAGUAAUGUCUGCUCACGAUUGCGCAAAACGAGCGGAGCGAUACAGCUGUGCGGACUGUGACUUGAUGUUUAGUUCCAGAUCCCGCUUGUCGUAUCACCGGGCAGCAUCUCACGGUGAGAGGCCCCAGUGUGAUUGUUGCGGGAAAAUAUUCGCUAACAAGAUGACGCUCAAAUAUCAUCUAAAAGUUUUACCUCAAAAUAAGAACGGCGCAGCCAAGGAGCCAGUCACUAUACCUUGUAAAGGAUGUGAUAAAGUCUUUCACUCUAAGAAGAGUUAUCGAGCGCACGUCGUGAUUCACGACAACCAGUCCUAUCCUUGUCCCACGUGCGGGAAACUAUUUCAAUGGAAGCGCAACCUCGCACGUCAUGCUCGCAACCACCGCGAACGCGCCGCGGGAACCACGCACGCUUGUCACGCGUGCGGGAAGACGUUCGCUUCACGAGAUUGCUACAAUAACCACAUGAGACUCAGCAAGAAACAUGUGCACGAGAGUCAGUACACCCACGCCUGUACCUACUGCGGAAAGAAGUUCCCAACGAAAUGGUGUUUGGUAGAUCACGUGGACUGGGAACAUUUGAAGAGGAUUAAAUAUCAAUGUAGUAUAUGUUUUAAGGCUUUCAAAACUGCUAAGAUAAUGUACGCACACAUGAGCAAUUUACACGCGGGCAAGAGAGUUACGUUGGGAGAACAUUUGUGUCAUGUUUGUGGGAAGUCAUAUAAGACAGUGAAGCGUCUCAAGAGUCACGUGUGGGCGAUGCACACGAACAGGUCUCAAGAGAAGAGCUUCAAGUGUCCCUCAUGCCCGGCGGCGUUCAGCUGGCACACAUCCGUGUAUAAACAUAUGAAGAUGAUGCAUCCCAAGAGGGCUAAGGUGGGAGGGAGAUACACACACACAGACAGAGACAGACAGACACAUAGAUGA
Danaus chrysippus (African queen) is the source of this 2934-nucleotide messenger RNA. NCBI's taxonomy places the organism in Eukaryota, Metazoa, Arthropoda, Insecta, Lepidoptera, Nymphalidae. The record is from the annotation of a GenBank genome assembly.